This is a messenger RNA of Pezoporus occidentalis (night parrot), 3060 nucleotides long. It is a transcript of the gene APBB2, whose product is annotated as amyloid beta precursor protein binding family B member 2. Gene Ontology annotation, cellular component: nucleus; cytoplasm. Gene Ontology annotation, molecular function: transcription factor binding; amyloid-beta binding. Bases 181 to 2475 code for a protein of 764 amino acids. The transcript has 16 exons. The record is from RefSeq and is a predicted model, not a curated record. Gene Ontology annotation, biological process: regulation of DNA-templated transcription. Lineage: Eukaryota; Metazoa; Chordata; Aves; Psittaciformes; Psittacidae.
ACAAUGUGAGGAGAGAGGGCUUGCCUGAAUUCUGCAGUGAUCUGUGGGGGUGCUGGUGUCCAGGACUCCAGAACUUGGUGCUCUGGUACUGGCUUUCCAACAACGAGCUGGGGAGAUUAAGCGUUUCGAUCUGUGCUUUGGGAGCAGCUGACAGUGUGCGGUAAUGUGCUGACUGGCACUAUGGGCAGGCGGUACCCAGGGGCUCACUAUCGGCCAAGCAGCUCAUUUGACUCUGGCGUGGACGCAUUGGCAGUGUUUAUGGCAAGCGGCAGCACGACGGACGUUGUGAACCGCAACAGCCCUGCCACCCCACCCAACACGCUCAACCUGCGCUCCUCUCACAAUGAACUUCUGAAUGCAGAGAUUAGGCACACAGAGACCAAGAACACCACUCCUCCAAAGUGCAGGAAAAAAUAUGCGCUGACUAACAUUCAGACAGCCAUGGGUCUUUCUGAUCCAGCAGCACAGCCCCUUCUGGGGAACGGCUCUGCCAAUAUAAAGCUGGUAAAGAAUGGAGAAAACCAGCUCAGGAAAGCCGCCGAGCAGGGACAGCAAGAUCCCAACAAAAACCUCCCUGCCACUGCAGGCAUAAACGUAACUUCUGAGAAGUUUGAAGGCAAAGAGCCGAUCCCGCAGGAUUCCUCUGGCUGUGAAAUACUACCCUCACAGCCAAGGAGGACCAAGAGCUUCCUGAAUUACUAUGCAGAUCUAGAGACAUCUGCUAGAGAGCUAGAGCAGAGUUUUGUUACGAUGGAAGAUAAAUCUGCACAAAGCAACAGCCAGGCAUCUACCAUUAUUGUCAAUGGGGAAGGCUUGCCCCGGAAACAAAACAAGCCAUCAAGCCCAGAGGAUGGCCAAGUUGCUGCAGUGUCAUCAAGCCCUGAGACUAAGAAAGACCACCCAAAAACAGGGGCCAAAACAGAUUGUGCCCUCCAUAGGAUUCAAAACCUGGCCCCAAGUGAUGAGGACUCCAGCUGGACUACGCUGUCGCAGGACAGUGCCUCGCCGAGCUCGCCUGAUGAAACAGCAGAUAUCUGGAGUGAUCAUUCAUUUCAGACAGACCCAGAUUUACCACCUGGCUGGAAAAAAAUCAAUGAUGUUGCUGGGAUCUACUACUGGCACAUACCAACGGGGACAACUCAAUGGCAGCGUCCCGUGUCCAUCCCGACAGAUCUCCAGGGUUCACGAAAAGGAUCACUUGGUUCCAUUACUCCAUCGCCUACUCCAGAAACUGAGAAACAGCCAUGGAGUGAUUUUGCUGUACUGAAUGGGGGAAAGAUUAAUAGUGACAUUUGGAAGGAUCUGCAUGCAGCCACUGUGAACCCAGACCCAAGUUUGAAAGAGUUUGAAGGAGCAACAUUACGCUAUGCCUCUUUGAAGCUCAGCAGAAAUGGUCCACAAUCUGAUGAUGAUGAUUCCUGUAGCAUCAACAGUGAUCCAGAAGCAAAGUGCUUUGCUGUGCGAUCCCUGGGCUGGGUGGAAAUGGCAGAAGAAGAUCUAGCUCCUGGAAAAAGCAGUGUUGCUGUGAACAACUGCAUCAGACAGCUCUCUUACUGUAAAAACGACAUCAGAGACACUGUUGGCAUUUGGGGAGAGGGCAAAGACAUGUACCUUAUACUGGAAAAUGACAUGCUGAACCUGAUCGAUCCCAUGGACCGCACAGUUCUUCAUUCACAGCCCAUUGUGAGCAUCAGAGUCUGGGGUGUGGGGCGUGACAAUGGCCGAGACUUUGCUUAUGUGGCAAGAGACAAAGACACAAGGAUUCUGAAAUGUCAUGUGUUUCGAUGUGACACACCGGCAAAAGCCAUCGCCACAAGUUUACAUGAAAUCUGCUCCAAGAUUAUGGCCGAACGGAAGAAUGCUAAAGCUAUGGCUUGUGGUUCAUUGCAAGGGGGGACAAAUGUCAACCUCGAUGUUCCUCUGCAAGUAGAUUUCCCAACACCAAAGACAGAACUGGUACAGAAGUUCCACGUUCAGUACCUGGGCAUGCUGCCUGUAGCUAAACCUGUGGGAAUGGAUACUCUGAACAGUGCCAUUGAAAGUCUAAUGACUUCCUCUAGCAAAGAAGAUUGGAUGCCAGUUACUAUGAAUGUUGCUGAUGCUACUGUCACAGUCAUCAAUGAAAGAAAUGAAGAGGAGAUCAUGGUGGAGUGUCGUGUGCGGUUCCUGUCCUUCAUGGGGGUAGGCAAGGACAUUCACACAUUCGCCUUCAUUAUGGAUACAGGAAACCAGCAUUUUGAGUGCCACGUUUUCUGGUGUGAACCAAACGCAGGCAAUGUGUCAGAAGCUGUUCAGGCUGCUUGUAUGUUGCGGUAUCAGAAGUGCUUAGUAGCCAGACCUCCCUCACAGAAAGUGCGACCACCCCCACCUCCUGCAGACUCCGUGACUCGAAGAGUUACAACCAACGUAAAGCGAGGAGUGUUGUCCCUCAUUGACACUUUGAAACAGAAACGCCCGGUCACUGAGAUGCCAUAGCUGCGCCAGAGAAAAGAGCCUCCUAACCCUUAACUGAAGAUAACAUUAGCUAUACUAAGGAAAGUGAACUGACAUUGUCUGGCCUUCCAUUUCAAAUUGCUGAUGCUUUGUCUUCAGAGAAUUUAUCCUUAUCGAAGCAAUGUUAGACAAGCAUGUUCUCGUUCUUGCCACCAUCGUGUGAUAUGAAAAGAAGCAUGAAUAAUUUUUUUGCUGUCAGUGAGUUACACCAUGAACAAUGGAAGGUCUGUUUGAUUGUAAAUACAUGAACGUUACCUAAACUCACACAAAAAAAAAGAAUAUGGCCACGUCCCUCCCAGUGAACUCAUGCUAAAGUCCUUGGAGUGAAUGAUGCCCAAGUUGCUAGUUUCACUGUCUUGAGCUGAAUUUGUCACAAACCGAUCUUAACUCCUACAGCACUUUGCUCUGUUUUCAACACUGGAGUAGGUACCAAGUGUUAGCUACCAUUGAAUUACUGUAGAUUAAAUACCAAGUUUUAUUUUUUACAGAACUACACCUGUCAGUUUUAAAUUGUUUGUCAGCAUUGGUCUAGCAACUACUUUAAUAACUCCCCGACAUGCUUCUGAA